Molecule: messenger RNA, 3714 nt
Organism: Danio aesculapii
Lineage: Eukaryota; Metazoa; Chordata; Actinopteri; Cypriniformes; Danionidae
Gene: lrrc45
Product: leucine rich repeat containing 45
Exons: 18
Coding region: 116-2140 (674 amino acids)
Cellular component (GO): centrosome
Molecular function (GO): protein binding
Source: RefSeq, a predicted model, not a curated record
CUUUAAACUGUCAUAUGAAACAAUAAUAAAAGACAGGACCGUUCUGUCACAACCCUGGACAAAUAAUGCAUUUUAACGGCUGAAUGAGAGUGUGAGUGACGGAGCUGCAGAUGUGAUGGAGGACUUCAGGAGGUCGUACCUGCGGCUGUGUAAGGAGGGAGGAAUAGACACUCAGGAAUCAGUGCUGGCUCAGCUGCACGACACCAGGACAGUGACGGGCAGCAGUCGGCUGGAUCUAAGCGGUCAGAGCAUCACUGUGGACACAUGCAGCGUGCUGGCCAGAGUCCUGCAGAACGACACAGUCUUCACUGAGAUCAUCCUCAGCGACUGCAUGCUCAGUGAGGAAGGUGUUAAAAUGCUACUAAAUGGCCUUUGCUCCAACACCACAGUGAAAGUUUUAGAUCUGAAGGGCAACAAUAUGAGAGGAACAGGAGCUGAAGCUUUGGGACAGUUAUUAGUGAGGAACAAGGUGCUGCGCAGGCUGGUGCUGGAGUGGAAUGCUCUGGGAAUGUGGGAGGAAGGAUUUGCUGUAUUUUGUGAAGGUCUGGCCUCCAGCACCUCUCUCACCCAGCUUGACCUGCGUAAUAAUCAAAUCAACCACCAGGGAGCAGCUGAGCUCUGCGUAGCGCUGAAGAGGAACUCAAAUCUACAAGAGCUGGAUCUUCGGUGGAACAACAUGGGUCUGCUGGGCGGCCGAUCUCUGCUGGAGGCUAUGCAGCAGAACCGCACACUCACCAAACUGGAGCUGGCUGGAAACAACAUACCCAGCGACACACUCAGAGCCAUUGAACAGUCCAUGAAUCACAAUGUCGACAGGCAGUCCACACUUCGAGAGAGCAAAAGCAGAACUCAAGUGCUCAGCAAAGAGAUCCAGCUUUUAAAGGAUGAGAAAAGCCGACAGUAUCUCAGUCUGAUGGAGACCAUUGACAGACAGCAAGGCGAGAUGGGAAGAAGCAGCAGAAAUUCCUCCAUACGUCUGGGGCAGUUGCAGGAGGCGCUGAACGAGCAGAAAUCAUCAGUCAAUUCUCUCACAGCCAAACUGCAGAUGACGGAGGCGGCUCUCGCUCUGUCCGAGCAGAAGACUCAUGAUCUGGCGGAUCUGCUGACUCGAGUGAAAAUGGAAAAAAAUGAACUCCGAGAACGGCAGUCCAGAGAGAUCAAGAAAGAGCAUGAGGAUAAUGCUGUGAGGGAAGCGAAACGCUUGAAGGAGGUAAACAGUUUGUCAGAGAAGAACCUCCAGCUCAGAAGCAAGCUGGAAGAGACUGAACGCAGAUGUAAAACUCAACAGGAUCAGAUCUUUGAGCUGAAGCAGGAGCUCACAAACACCACCGCUGAACUGAAGCUGAGACUCGCUCAGACUGAAGAACGACUGGAAAUGGAGAAGAGAAGAGCAAAGCAGGCACUUGAAGACAUGGAUGGUUUAAGACAGAAAGAGGUUGACCAUCUGACAAGACACCAGGAAGAAAGUGAAAGAGCUCUUCAGGAACGCAUCCUCAAACUGGAGGGACAGCGGAUCCAAUUAGAAGAGGAGCUGAGCAGAGUGAAAGCGAGUCUCGUGACGGAAAGAGCUCAAGCGGAAGAGGAGCUUGGGAAGGUUCGUUCUCAAGUGCGACUGGAGGAGCAGCAGCAUUUGACCAGCCUGGAGGAGAAACUGCGAGCGGUUCGUCAGUCUCGAGACGAGUCACAGAAUCACUGCACGCAGCAGAAACAAACUAUCGCAGAGCUGCACGCUAAAGUCAGCCAGCAGAGCAUUGAGAUGGACUCGCUCCGCCGCAGGAUAGAUGAGCUCCAGCAGGAUCUUGCAGGUAAGGAGCAGGAGAAAGUGUCAGAGGUGGCGCGAGUGCGAGUGGAGCUGCAGGAGCAGAUCGGACACCUGCAGGCCGAGAGAACGGCACAGGGAGGCCUUAAAGAGAAGAUCGCCGCUCUGGAGAGAGAGAUCAAGGCUCUCAGUGUCGCCCACAGAGAGGCCCUUCUGGACAAAGAGAGUGAGAUGUCGUCUCUGCUGGAGCGCCUGCGCAUUCGGGAAGGAGAGAUCCAGCGCAUACGAGAGGACGAGGCCCAGAGAGCCAGCUUCCUCCAGAACGCCAUCCUCACAUACGUGCAGGGCUCCCCGCUGGCACACUUAAGCCCUAAGAAGUGAACUCGAGUCUAUGCGAUCAUCCAAGGUGCUAUUCAACCAUGCACAAACAAAAAUCUACUGAAUAACGACAUGUUUUUACGCGGCUUUUACAUCUGAGCGGAACGUUUUGAUGAAUCGGAACGCACUUUACAAUAGGGUUUCAUUAGUUAAUGUAUUUACUAACGUGAUCUAAUCGUGAACAAUGUGUGUACAGCAUUUAUUAAUCAUAAUUAAGCAUAUACUAAUGCAUUAUUAACAUUAAAGUGUUAUUAACAUUCAUUAAUGCACUGCGAGUUCACAUGAACUAACGAACAACUGCAUUUUCAUUUAGCACGCAUGAACAAAUACUGUAAUAAAUGUAUCGCUCAUUGUUUGAUCAUGUUAGUAAAUGCAAUAACUUACAUAAAUUAAAACAACCUUAUUGUAAAGGGUUACCCAAAAUUUACACCAAAAUGUCUUACUAUUAAAAUGCAUUCCUGUCCCUUUAAAUGUGUUUAUUUAGUAUAUGGGGGGUUUCUGUGUUAGUAAUUAAUCAGGGAACUCAUUUGAUGAACUUCUCAACUCAUUUUUUUAAUGCUGAAUUUUUCACAUAUCUGUUUUUAAACAAAUGUGCCAUAUUGUCCAUCAGAAUUAUUUGGUUAUGGCACUUGCAAUUGUGUUUUUAAAGGUUUUCUACUUUUGAAAAAAAUGUGUGUGUGUUUACUUCUAUAAAAUAAAACAAAACUGCUAUAAAGAAAUACAUAAUUUUUAUUUUUAUUAUUAGAAUUAAGGGGGGACAUGGUGGCUCAGUGGUUAGCACAGUCACCUCACAGCUAGAAGGUCGCUGGUUCGAGUCCCGGCUGGGUAUUUCUGAGUUUGCACGUUCUCCCCGUGUUGGCGUGGGUUUCCUCCGGUUUCUCUCACAGUCCAAACACAUGCGCUAUUGGUGAAUUGACUGAACUAAAUUGGCCGCAGUGUAUGUGUUAAUGGGUGUUUGCCUGAACUUGGUUGCAGCUGGAAGGGCAUCCGCUGUGUAAAACAUAUGCUGGAUAAGUUGGCGGUUCAUUCCGCUGUGGAGACCCCUGAUUAAUAAAGGGACUAAGCUGGAGGAAAAUGAAUAAAUGAAUUAAUAGAAUUAAACCUAUCAUACAUUGUAAAAAAUGCAGGGUUCCACAUUAUUCCUUCAUGUCGUCUCAACACAAAUCGAUUAAGUUAACUUACGAAUUUGGGUGAAUUGAACAUUGAACAAAUAAAUUGUGCCCACAAAAACGUUCAAAUCAUAUUAAAUAAGUAGUUUAAACAAGAAGCAAGUGAUUUUUUGAGUUUCCUACAUAUACUAUCUUAUUUCCAGUAAUAAAAAAAACUGGACGCCAGACACAUGCAUGAGUUUGAAGAUGUAAUUUGGCCAAAUGUGAACAUCAAAGUAGAAUUACCAGAAAAUCAUGUAACUGAUGCUUCAUUAAUGCAAUAUGAUGCAUUAAAUCUUCUUAGUGCAUAAAUAUGCAGCACUUGUGGCUAGCAUUUUAUCUGUGUCCACCUUGUUUUUGUCAGGCUUUACAAUAAGGCUUAAUGUAUUUACUGAAUUAAUAAUGAGCAAUACUUGUACAUCAUUUAUC